GUCCCAAGUAACCGAACGACUUCGUUCUAAUUCAUAAUUCUGUCUCCGUCUUUGGAGCGAUAUUGGACGAUUCACUCUUGUUUUCUUAACAGAACCACUGCUAAAAAGYUGGGAAACUUGCAGAGGAGGUUAUACCAAGAAUGGAAGAGUUGCAUGUUAACGGUGUAGGUGAGCACCAAACACCACCAGACGUUGUCCCGRCUGACCAGACAAGAGAGAGUGUGAUAAAUAACAACGACGAUGUAUUCMRAGCAGAAUCAGCUUCACAGUCACCGGUUAAAGCCACWGUUACUUUGCAAAGUCGUAAAGAGCAAAGAAUCUCCAGUGGAGAAAAUGAGAUUGGAGAUGAAAAGAAGUACACCUACGUGAUACGAUCGAGGACAUCUGUCGRAGAAUACAGUACUGCAAGUUCAGAGAGCACCGAAGAGCCUCCGGUGCCAAACCCCUCGAGGCUUGUUAUUAGAUCACGCUCAACAGACGAAACAACAGAAUUUGAAAAAUCGGUAAGAGAAGACGACAAACCUGAGGAGGCGGAAAGUUCCGAUGUCAAUAUGACGCAGGCAAUCGCAGCUCAAGCAAYUGAAAUGGUAAAAUCGCUAAUAGAAAAGCUUGAAAAUGAGCAAGAUGAUCAAAAUAGACAAAUYCAAGAAGAGAAUCGAUUCUCYGGGGCUCAAACCAAUCAMGUUACAAGAACGGAACCACCUUCAGAAACUUCAGUGCGUGAGAUGGAGCAAUGCCAAUCAAUCGAGAAAGAAAAUGACGACGAAUUGGUGACCGACACUUAUUCCGAGGAAAGGUCCUUAGCUGAGCAAGCAAAAUCCAUUGACGAAACAGGAAAUAUAGAAUCUGUUUCGCUUGACACAGGUAUUUCUGUACAAUCUGCAGCAAUGCAAGAGAAAGAAGAAAAAGCUGAAGUUGUGUCCAUGAAUUUCGACACCAAUGAAGACAAAUAUUUAGAGGAGCACCUCGUUUCAUCUGAAGCAGCCAUUCAAGAAACUCCUGUAAUUGAAUCGAGAAUUGAAGUAGGURAAGCUAAACCAGAAGGAGAAGAGUUGGGGGGAAUAGAGGAACUGCCAUUAAAAGAGGAAAACGACUUUGCUUCACCACCCCAAUCAGAUGAYGAUGUAAAAGARGAAGAGGAAGUCUUCGAAAGAAAGGUUGAGCGCAAACGAGAGGAAGCUGAUGAAGAAGUACUUGUUUCUGUAGAGACAACUCCAGAGAYAACUAUUCCUGCCAAUGAAUUKAAAUCAAAUGCAGAUGAAAAAGGCAAAGCGGACACGAGAGAAGUAAAGUUUGAGUCAAUCAGAGAUCAGUUUAAUAGAGAGCAGUUUKCUGAUCUAGAAACAGCUGAGAUAACUAUAUUACCAAUGGAAGUUAAAUCUAAAGAAAUCGAGUCAAAUGCAGGUGAAGAGGAUAAGGCAGAGAAAAUGACAAUAUUGGUUGAUACUCAAGAAGAACAAUCUGAAGGAAAUACUGUAAUGAAAUCAGAGGAAGGUACAUCCGAUGAAAGCGGUAUAAAAGUAGAUGAAGAAAGCAAAGCUCAGACAAUUGUUAUGGAGUUUGAGACGCCUGGAGAAAAAUAUGAUGAAGAAGUGAUUACCACAGUAGAGUCAACUGAAGUGAAAACAUUUCCAGAAGAAAUAAAAACCAAGGAAGGCGAAAGAAAAGUGGAAGGGGAAAGCAAAGCAGAGACAAUGACAAUGACAUUUGAGACGCCGGAAGAAAUAUAUGAUGAACAAGUGAUUGCCACAGCAGAGUCAACUGAAGUGAAAACAUUUCCAGAAGAAGUUAAAACCAAAGACGGCGAAAGAAAAGUGGAAGAGCAAAGCAAGGCAGAGACAAUGACAAUGACAUUUGAGACGCCGGAAGAGAUAUAUGAUGAACAAGUGAUUGCCACAGCAGUGUCAACUGAAGUAAAAUCGUUGCCAGAAGAAGUUAGAACUGAAGACAGCGAAUCAAAGAUUGAAGAAGAAAGCAAACAAGAGACGAUGGCAWUUGUGAUGCCAGAAGAAAAAACUGAUGAACAAUCUCUUGUCACAGCAGAAACAACUGAAGUGAGGUCAUUAGAAAUUAAACCCGAAGACAGCGAAUCAAGGUUGGAAGAGGAUAGCAAAGCAGAAACGAUGUCAUUGGCAUCGGUGACGCCGGCAGAAAAAUCUGAAGACCAAUCUAUUGUCAGAGUGGAAACAACUGAAGUGAMAUCAUUGCCCGAAGAAGUUAAGUCUGAAGAAAGUGAAUCGAUACAAGAUGGUAAAGUGGAAUUGAUGUCGAUGCCGUUUGAAACCGAAGAAAAAAACUAUGAUAAACAAAACAUCGAUACUGCUGAAGAAACUGAACAGAAGUCAAUGGUAGUUGAAGUCGAGCAUGUUGAAAGUCAAUCAGGACCUGACGAAGUAAGCAAAGUAGCCGAAACAAUGGCAAUGACAUUUGAAACUCAGGUAGCGAAAUCCGACGAAGAAAAGCUCGUUGAGGAAGUCAGCGAUCAUGCAGACAYYCUUUCAGUCGAAGUGWCAUCCGUAGAAAUGGAACAAAAGUCGGAUGAAGAAAACAAAGCAGUACAAAAAUUUGAAGAAAAGGAAGAGCAAUUUGAUGAACAGCAGCUUGUUACAGUUGAGACAACUCAAGUGAAGUCCUUGCCAAUCRAAGCAAUGUCUGAUGAAGAAACGUUAGUAAACGAGGGGAAUGCAGAAGUAGAACCUCUCCCAGAAAUGGUAUCAAAGACUGAGCAAGAGAUGAAAUCAGAAAUGAUGAAAAUAAAUUUUGAGUCAAAGGAAUUKCAAUCUGAUGAUCAAAACGUCGAUAUUUCCGAAACRUCACUAGCUAACCUAGAAUCCAACGAAGCAUUGCAAGAGUCUGAGAUAUUGUCAAUGACAUUUGAGUCGAAAGAGGAACAGUCGGAUGAAGAAAAGCUUGCAYUUGCAGAUACUCAAACAGAGAAAUCGGAGAUUGAACCAGCGCAAGAGAUUAAGGAUAAAACUUCAUCCUCAGGUUCUGCGGUCAUCGAAGGACAGGAGGAACCAAGCUCACCUAAACAAGAAUAUGUAGCCGAACAUUUCAGACAGGACACCCAAACUCUUCAGGAAAUUCAAGAGGGAAAUAGCGAGAAGCCCGAAGAGAAGCCAAUCAUUAARGUUCGUUUGSCAGAGGAACCCCUCAGCACCAUUACUAAAGAUAAUCGGUAUGAUGAUGAUGUUAUAGAGCUUGAUACUCAUGUUGUAGAGUCUCCUACAGAAAUUGCUUUGGACACGUUUGAAGAAGGAAGCGACAGCGACGGUGAAAUUGAUGUUACUAUCGAAAGACUUUCUCAAGAAAAUGAACAGCUAAUUAAAGAGGGAGAAAGUGACGAGGAGGGCACAGCUGAUGACUGGAUGGCUAAGGAUGACACCGACGAAAUCGUUUUCAAAGGAAAAGCUGAACUUGUAACUGACAUCGAAGAUACAAGGCAAGAUAAAGUCSAGCAGAAAAGUCAGCCAUCUGUAGAGAAUAUAGAUAUUGAAACUCGAGGAGAUAUCGGUGAUGAGGUCAUCUUUGCCCAUACAAAAGCUCUCACAGUAUGCUCUGAUAUUGGUGGCUUCUUUACACCGGAGGAGGGAGCACAUAUGCAGGCAGACGAAGCUCCCAAGGUKGUGCCAGCACCAGAAUACGAUAUUAAUAAAGAUAUUGAAGARGAAACUCAAAGACUGAUACAAAAGAAUACGACCACUGUUGAUGACAGCUCUAUCGCUGUUACAGAAGAGAUUUUACCAAACCAACAAAGAAAAAAAGAAGAGUCUGAAUUUAACAUUUUUUUGGUUGACGACAAAGAAAAGGAUGAGGAUGAAGAAAAACCUCCUUCUCCCGUCGAGGCAAAAAAGGUUACAGAAGAAGGAAUUACAGAGAUUUUUGAAACAGAAGAACUUAGAAGGUCAGGUAUAUUUGACGAUACCCUUGUCGAAGAAGAUGAGGAUACUCUAAAGGGUCAAAGUCAAAUUUCUCAAAGAGAUGUCGUUCUAGCGAAUGAGGAAUAUUUUGAAGCUAAAGAAAAAGAAAAACAUGCUUCACUUCGUUGGUCACUUCUAGAAAAGUGGGAAGAAAUGAACAAAAGACAAAGUCUAGAAAUGAGAGAAUCCGAAGCCAAAGCAAUAGUUACAACAGGAAAUGAGACGCAAGAGAAUCAGACGGUUWUUACUGAGAAUGAGGUACGUGCGACUGAAAAGCCUUUUGUACAUGAAACGUUGUCAACGGAAACGACGCCGUCAUCUAUCACCACAGUGAAGACAUCUAAAGCUGUGACGACAGCACGAGUGAUUAAAGCACGUGCUGAGGCACUACCAGAAACAGUAAAGGAUGAAAAAGCUGUUUACGAGGAAGAAACUACUCAGGAUAGCAAUCGUGAGUCAGUGCAAGCAAUUUCAAGCCAACUACCUCAAGAAUCACAACCAUCUUCCCAAAGAGGACCAGUGCAUCGUGAUCAAACAGAAGAACAGCUACAAAACGUCAAUCUUGAAGCGUUGCAAAGUGAACCGUGUAUUGCUGUAAUAGAAGACGGUCCAGCAACGUCUUCAGGRGAAACAAAUUCAGUGCAUCAARAAGAGUCACAACAUGCUGAGCGCGAGGAAGCGGCUUCUAUGUCAACUAUUCUAUUUAGAAUGGAUGGAACACCUGUAGUCAUUCCACCAGUAGCACAAGAACAACCAAAACCUUACACUGCASAAAAACAAGAAAAACGAUCACAACCAACGCUACAGAAAGAUGAGAAGGAAACGAAACCCGAGCCAGUAGAAUCAAGUCAAAUGUCUACUAUACUCUUYCGUAUGGAUGGAACUCCAUUUGUGGUUCCUAAUGCUGCCCCUGGUAAGUCAUCACCAAAGCUAAAGUCAGUUAAUUUUAACUCGGAAACUUCAGUUCGACCUCUUUCGGUGAACUCUGUAGAAUCUGUAAGGGGUGAAAGAGAAGGUGUCCCACCUCUAGCAGGAGAAGAAGAGAGUGACAUAGAUGACUCAAGCCUACAUCUUGCUAAGUAUGCGCAUUCUGGUUCUUCGCGAGCACCAACAGUCAGUCCAGUUGAGGAAGUCUCGGCUCCUCCAUCUCCUCGUCYUAUUCGUGAUGACGACAACGAAGACAAAAAAGAAGAUGCCGAUAGUCCAUUGCUUGAUCAAUCUCAGCCGGGUGCCGAGAAGGGACAAAAGUGCUGUAUCAUUUUAUAAAGUUGCCCAAAUCACAAAUUUGUAUAAGAUAGAAACAAAUAGACUGCUAAAAAUGACAUCAAAGUUAUCAAACAGGGUUUAUAGAUAUGCUAUAAGGCAAAUGCAACAGUAAAAUGACUUUCAGCGGAAUGCGAAGUAAAUAUAUUUACUUUAUAAAUUUAUAAAGAAGACUGUUGUGGCACUGCCAAAAGGUCUUAGUAUAGAAGUCAAACUAAUUUAACAUUUUAUUGCAUCACGAGCAGGAUAAUAGAGCUUAGUUUUUCACAUUUUGUAUGGAGCAAAUAAAAAAGAAGUGCAUAAUUCCUG
This is a messenger RNA of Exaiptasia diaphana, 5492 nucleotides long. RefSeq names its product microtubule-associated protein futsch. The transcript has 3 exons. The coding region runs from base 141 to 5186 and encodes 1681 amino acids. NCBI's taxonomy places the organism in Eukaryota, Metazoa, Cnidaria, Anthozoa, Actiniaria, Aiptasiidae. The record is from RefSeq and is a predicted model, not a curated record.